Rodentolepis nana is the source of this 894-nucleotide messenger RNA. NCBI's taxonomy places the organism in Eukaryota, Metazoa, Platyhelminthes, Cestoda, Cyclophyllidea, Hymenolepididae. The record is from the annotation of a GenBank genome assembly.
AUGUUGUCUUUUCCAACUGGUUCCCUUCUACUUCGAGAGUUGAAGCUAUUUAACGCUCCCUUCCACGAAUCAUUGUCCUACUUGAAGCAUACCAACCCACACUUAUACUACCGUUUCCUUUCUUACUUUCAGAAUAGGACAAGCCUUUCCGACUUAAGAAUGCCCCUUGAGAAGCCUUUUUCCGUCUUCGUCCACUUACCCAGAGACAUUCCAAAUCUUGCUUGGUCUUUUUCGAAGAGAACACCUUCACUCCUCCAUGAAGAUGGAGAGAAGAAAGAUGUGGAAUCAAGGGGAGAAAAUAUUGAGAAGAUGAAGGAAGGUGAGAUAAGGCCGAUGACAAUUGCCAUGCCCUUCGAACCUCCUCCACCACCAAUCAAGUCGGACAGUCUGCCCACCAUUUCUGUGACCCUAAUGAGAUCAAGGAGGAUAUGUGAUCUUCCUUGGUAUGACAGAGAAGUAAUGGGUUCCGAAGCUCAAUACAUCCUUUAUGAUGAAGAUGCCACAAGUGAGACAAUCUCCGAACGAAGAGGUGGAAUUCGUGUUGAAGAGGAAGGAGAAGAGGAGGUAGAAGUGUUAUCAAGACGCAGAGACCUCCGAGGAACAUUUGAAAUCAAGAGGCUGAGUGAUGAAAAGCUGGAAUAUGGAAUAGAGCCUGAGAAGACGUGCUUGAGAGAGUCCACACUGCCUCACUUCAUUCUCAAUUGUUCGUGUGAGUCAGAAGAAGAAGAUGAGGAAGAGAAGCUCGCCACCAAUUCUCCACACCCUUCUACUGACGAUACGGAAGUUGCCGCCUCCAUCACAUCACCGUCAACCACACGUCGUCAAUGGUUCAAGGGUUUGCGGAGUCGUCUUCGGCGUAUUUUCCUGUGUUGCAAUAUAUUCGACGAGGACUAG